Molecule: messenger RNA, 2260 nt
Organism: Lytechinus pictus (painted urchin)
Lineage: Eukaryota; Metazoa; Echinodermata; Echinoidea; Temnopleuroida; Toxopneustidae
Product: G-protein coupled receptor GRL101-like
Exons: 11
Coding region: 156-1913 (585 amino acids)
Biological process (GO): adenylate cyclase-activating G protein-coupled receptor signaling pathway; hormone-mediated signaling pathway; activation of adenylate cyclase activity
Cellular component (GO): plasma membrane
Molecular function (GO): protein binding; G protein-coupled peptide receptor activity
Source: RefSeq, a predicted model, not a curated record
ACUGUCCAUACCGGUGCCGUGAUAGCGAUAUAUGCCUUCUCGAUACCUACCAAUGUGACGGGUGGUUCGACUGCCCUAACCGCGACGAUGAGGAGAACUGCGAAAUUGCGAAAUGUCCCGAUGGAUAUGUUUGUGGUGAGGCUCCAUUCAAUGAUAUGCACGGUCCAGUCAACUUUUGUGAGGGAUGUGUUUGGCAGCCAUUUUGGGUAAAUGCAACAAGACUAUGGAAGAAGGACGAUAUAAAGAACACGGCUAAGAAAGCUGUCAUACUUUAUAUGAAAGGCAUAUCCCUUACUUUAGAAGAGGGAUCAUUUAAAGGAUUGCAUAAUAUAAACCAUUUGAAUCUUGCAUCGUGUGAAUUAUCUUACCUGACACCUGGAGUAUUCGAUGGUUUGGAUCGCUUGUACAUACUGGAACUUGGGGAUAAUCGUCUGACUAUCAUAGAAGAAGGUUUAUUCAGGAAUCUGUUCUAUCUGGUAUUGAUAACUUUGGAAGCUAACCAGGCGAUUCAAUUUGAGGAUGGAUGCUUUCAAGGUUUACCCAGACUCGUCGCCAUUGAUCUGACGAACAACUCGCUUACCAAUUUCAGCCCUGGGACGUUCAAAGAUCUUGGAGUUUCUUUUCAGAGAUUAAUAUUGAAAUGGAACCUAUUAACAUCGCUAGACGAGACAUUGUUCUAUGGGAUAGAACACGAAUUGCGUCGAUUGAAUCUUGGUAAUAACCUUAUAGAAUACAUUGCACCGGGAACCUUUCAGAAUCUCUCCAAACUUACAGACUUGGUCAUCACAUCACUAAGCCCCAAAUCUAUCCCUCUAUAUACUGGCAUAUUUGAUGGACUGGACAGUUUAUCAGCUUUGUAUGUCUACGAUUCCCGCUUCUGCUGUUUAACCCCAGACACUGUGAACUGCAUUGAAGAGCUCCCUCCUCACCCCCUAUUCACUUGCCGCAAGACAUUCCUUCAGAACCACACCAUCAAGGUCUUCAUAUGGAUCCUAGGAAUAAGUGCUUUAGUGGGGAAUUUCUUUGUCUUGGUGUUGAGGUUAAGAAGCACACCUACCACCAGGGUAGCCAGGAUACAGUCAAUGAUCAUCACCAACCUGGCCUUGUCAGAUCUUCUGAUGGGUGUUUAUAUGGUGCUCCUUGCCGUGAUGGAUAUCUACAUCGGGGAGUCUUACUUCUGGGCGGGGCGAGCUGAGGAGUGGAGGGCAAGCAUCACUUGUCAAAUCGCUGGAUUCAUCUCAGUUCUAAGCAGCGAGACAUCUGUAUUCUUGCUCUUCCUUCUCACGAUCGACCGCUUCAUCUGCGUUUUGUUCCCAUUCAGCAAAAGGCAUCUGGGCAUUGCAUCUACUCGCAUAGCAAUUGCGAUCAUCUGGGUUGCAUCUAUAUUCCUCAGCGUGAUAGGUGUUUUGCUGCAUAACAUCAGUCCAGAUGCAUACGGCCUCAGUGAUGUCUGCGUUGGUCUCCCGUUCAUCCGGAAGUCGACAGACCUCCAAGCAGAAGCGGACACCCGGACCACCGACCAGUAUGGCAUACCCUACUUCACCACAAUUGCCGGCUCUACUGAAUCAACCUGGACAUACUCUAUCAUUAUAUUCCUAGGGAUCAAUCUAUGUAGCUUCAUCAUCAUUCUUUUCUUGUACAUUGGCAUCUUCAUCAAGGUUCGUUUCGUCCGAGCUGAAGUUGGUCGCACCAACCAAUCAUCCAAUGAGGUCAAGAUGGCACUGAAGAUGCUCCUGAUAGUCGGCACCGACUUCUGUUGUUGGAUGCCGAUCAUCAUCAUUGGUAUUCUAGUCCAGACAGUAGGGGUCCAAGUUACUCCGGACAUCUACGCCUGGCUGGUCGUCUUUGUCCUACCCAUCAACUCAUCCCUCAAUCCUUAUCUCUACACUAUCAUAAAUCUAGUUUCUAAAUAAUUCUCCCAGCUCUGCUGCAUUGCGCCCUUGUUUUAAACAUCGUUUAGUGUGUUUAAAUUUUUGUGUUCAAUCCUCAAUAUUCGUAUAUUCUUCAAAAAACAAAGAUGAAAAAUAACAAUAAAACAAAAAUGAUAAUAAUAACGAUGAUGGUGAUGAUAAGAAUCGUUAAUAGGAUUUUAACUAAUGUUAUGAAAAUAACAAUAAUGAAAAUAAUAAUUAUGAUAGCAAUAAAGCUAACAAUGCUAGCAACCAUUUUCAUUUCAAUCAUUAUCUUUUGUAUUAUCAUUAAUAUAAUUAAUAUCGCAAAAAUAUAAAGAAGGAUAUAUAGAUGAUAUGAAUAUUGCAAA